Molecule: messenger RNA, 1443 nt
Organism: Panicum hallii
Lineage: Eukaryota; Viridiplantae; Streptophyta; Magnoliopsida; Poales; Poaceae
Exons: 6
Coding region: 791-1033 (80 amino acids)
Source: RefSeq, a predicted model, not a curated record
CACCCCGACCUGGCCGCCGGCCCGCGCUCUCCCGGCUGUCACCGGAGGCAACGUCGCCGUGGGGAAAGCACACCGUGCGUUCACCUCGCGUCCGUCUCCGUGCCCUCAGCAUCUACCUGGGCUCUCCUUUAUCUCUCGUCCCAGUCCCGUUCCUUUAUCUCUCGUCUCUCCUCACGGUCUUCCUUUCCUGGGCUCCUGGCGGCGACGAUUGGGCGAGCGGCGGCGCGAUUCGGCCUCGUCUUCCUCGUCGGGCCCUUUGCCGGCGACGAGUACCCACCAGAUUAUCGUGUACACCCAUGCCCUAUGCUGGGUCAGCCCGUGACCCCAGGUGCAUAAGACUAUCCGCAUCGCGCCUGUUUAGCGCAGCGCCAAACCACUUUCGCGCACCUUUCCGUGGAAAGACAGCCGCAGCCACGGGCCAAAAAGUUGGCGCACUGCGCGCUACUACACCAAAUCAGGCUCAAUUGGCAGGCGCAACGCCCUCGAAUUGAUUUCGCGGCUUCCGUGGGAAAUAUCCGGAGCGAAUCGACUCGUCUCCUGGCCGAGCGAGCGGGAAGCGCCGCCGGCAGCGGCAACAAAGCAGCGAGUCCGCGCCCCUCCCGCAAGCAGCUGGCCCGCCGGAAGCCGGCGUCGCUUGCCCCAGUCCUGGAGCCACCGGCGGCUGCCCCAUCGACACGGACCAGGAAGCGGCUACGGGAGCCCAACUCUCCUUCCAGGACGGAGUCCGUCGAGAGCCAGUCGUCGACGAGCAACGCCAAGUCCAGGAGAACCAUCAAGUUGUUUGGUGAUAAUGGACCCAAAGCAUUCAGCCGAAGUGUCCAAGCAUUUGGACAAGCAAAACCAAGCAUUAAUGCAAACAUACCGCGCAAUGUCCCAUGAGUUGCAUAAACUUCAGGUGGAGGAAGAAACAAUCAUGCGUAAGUUGUAUGAACUUAUGUCUGCAGAAGGGCUUCUUCCAAAGUGCAAGAAAGAAAAGCAACAGGAGGAAAAGGCUGUGGAAUCAACUCUGGAGAACAAAGAAUGGGAACCAUAAAGCUUAUCGACACCCAUAUGAUCCGACAUGGAUACCAGUUCAGCUGAAGGGCUAGGCGUCUGUUAUCUUCUCAAUGGCAGUAUUCUUCCAUCACGACUUGGACGACCACAUCAUCAUUUAAAUUUGCAGUAUGAUGGAUUAGCAUUUAGCAGUAGAGAAUUUCAGCUCCAGAUGUUUCACAAUUGAAUCUUUGAACCUGAAUAUUGGUGUCUAGAAGAAUAGAACCAUCCCUAAUUCCCUUUAGCUCUUAUGCUUGAAAUAAAGAUUAGCAGUAGUACGAUGGACUUUGCCUUUUGUUUUCCCCCUUCUCAUAGAGCUAUUUGUCCCCAGAUACCGUGAGUGCACCGCUUGCACAAAGUUUGUACAUAUAUUUUUUUUGGCUGAAGUAAUGCAAUUUCAAUGUACAACUA